UGCGGCGCUGUGAUGGCGGAGUUGGACGUAGGGCAGCACUGUCAGGUGGAGCAUUGCCGGCAGCGAGAUUUUCUUCCAUUUGUAUGUGAUGGUUGUUCAGGAGUAUUUUGCCUUGAACACAGAACCAGGGAGUCACACAGCUGUCCUGAGGUGACUAUAAUCAAUGAGAGCCUGAAGUCAGAUAAGCCUACCUCUUACCCAUGUUCAUUCAAGGACUGUGCUGAAAGAGAGCUUGUGCCAGUUAAAUGUCCUUAUUGUGAGAAGAAUUUUUGCCUGAGGCACCGUCAUCAGUCGGAUCAUGAAUGUGAAAAACUGGAAAUUCCUAAGCCUCGUAUGGCUGCCACUCAGAAACUUGUUAAAGACAUUAUUGAUUCUAAGACCAGAGAGACAGCAAGUAAACGACGUAAAGGUGCAAAAAAUAGUGAAACAGCUGCAAAGGUAGCAUUGAUGAAAUUAAAAAUGCAUGCUGAUGGAGAUAAGUCAUUGCCACAGAAAGAAAGAGUUUACUUUCAGGUUUUCUUACCUAAGGGGAGCAAAGAGAAGAGCAAACCAAUGUUCUUUUGCCACCGAUGGAGCAUUGGAAAGGUCAUAGACUUUGCAGCUUCUUUAACCAGUCUUAAAAAUGAUAAUAACAAAUUAACAGCUAAGAAAUUAAGGUUAUGUCACAUUACUUCAGGAGAAGCCUUACCCUUGGAUCAUACUUUGGAAACCUGGAUUGCUAAGGAGGAUUGUCCUUUAUAUAAUGGUGGAAAUAUUAUCUUGGAAUAUCUUAAUGAUGAAGAACAAUUUCUAAAAAAUGUUGAUUCUUAUUUGGAAUAGUCUUGUAAGGAUUCUAGCCGGAAAUGAUGAGGAAAAUUUUAUGUAAAGUCAAUUUCUUUUACUACAAAUACUCUAUAUGUUUUUAAAAGUUGCUUUUCAACUGAUUUCCAUUAUGUCAUAAUUCAUCAGUUUUCUGUUAAAUUGAAUUUGAAUUUUUGUAUGUUAAAGUUUAACUAUGAAUGGACAUUCAGUAAUUAGCAAAUUCUUACCUUUAAUUUUUAUUAGGUUGUGCUUAGUAACAACAAAAAAGGUGUAUUUCAUUUAGUUAAUGUCAGAUGUUGUGACUCUGCUGCGUAUCCUCUUUACUCCAGGAUCUAAGCUGAAGGAAUGACUCCUGUUUGGGACAUUGCCACUUCUAAGGCAGAGGAAGAAAGAAAUGGCUUUUAGAAGAUACAUGUAUUACUUUUGCUUUAAGCAAGUACCCUGGCCAAGCCUUGCAUCAUGAAGCCAGGAUAUAUAGCCUUAACUCUAUAUCCAGAUGUAAAAAUUGAUGUGUGUACAUGAAUCGUAGAAACUUGGAGACCAUCUCAUUCACUCUAAGUUUUUAGAUGAGGAAUCUCAGGCCUAGGAAGAGGAUUGAUUUUUCUUGGUGUUCUCUAACUGCAUUGGGGCAUAUCUCUGAUAAAGGUCCUCCUCCAGUAGGAUUUACCUUUUUUGUUUAUGUAAAUGUAUUACAAAUGAGAGUAAGAUGAGGUAGCACAACUUCAUUACAGUAUCUUUGUAUGUAUAUCAAAGCAAAAUACAUACCAAAAGGAAUUAUAUUUUACCUACACAUUAAAAUGAAUGCUUCUGACUGAUCUAUUCCAUCAGUACUCAACAAAGUACUACCAUAUAGAAGAAAUAGAAAUAAUUUGUUUGUUUGUUCUUUUUCCCUUUUUGUUUGGGGAAGGCUUUGUCCCUUUUCUAUCUUAUUUGUCAUAGACAUAUAUAGUAGCUUUACGUAUAAUUAAGUAAAGGAAUUAAACUCAGAAUGUUCAUCUCUUCAUAUUUUCAUGCAAGGAAUGGAGAUAACUUCUGACUUCUGUCAGCUACUUAUAUGUUCAUUUAUUAAGGUAAUUAUUUGAGUACCUACUAAAUAGAAGAAUUUGAUUGUAAUUGCCAUGGUGGAUAUAAUGAGAUAUAUGCAUACUUAUAAUUAUAAUACAAAGCUGUGUAGCAGGUGCCAAAUGAGUAGAUAGACAGUAAAUAUAGAUGUUCCAGUGGUUCUUUUAUUAGAAACUACAAGGCCGGAAGUAGAAAUAAUCCUUAAAUAUAUUCCUAGAUGCCAGAAAGUUUUAAUACAGACCUUAGCAUCUGUCAUAAAUACUUACAUAAAGUAGGUGAUGAACACAUGCCUCAUGAAUUGAACUACAGUUAAAUAUACCAGGAAAAACAGCAAUGGGGGUUGAGAAGAGAGGAGGUAAGAUGGGCAGAAAUUGAGUUACACCCAGGGAGAAUGAAGAAGAGGUCUUGUCAGUGAUUAGACAGAGAAAAGACAAAGCAGCAUGGAGGGACAGACUCAUGUCAACAGGCAAAGCAGUGGUAAGUUAGAUCAGGUCCCAGGUAGUGUAGCAAACUAGUCUAGAGGAGACACACAGGUACCAGCAUCCUCAGACUGUAGGGACCAGGGGUUCCAGCAUGAGCAGUCACCUAGAGAACAAGAUCGUGGGUAAGAAAGUCUCUCUAGCUUCUCAUUUCUAAACUACUUUGAAAUCAGACAAUUUUCUCAGGCUUUCUUUUAGGGCUUUCAGUUGAGGAUGCUUAAUGAAAUUUUAGGGUUUGACUGCCCCACCCAACCCUACUAUCUUUCCACCUGCUUAUAGACAAUUAGAAUUCUAAGUAGAAACCCAAAAAAAUGGGUGGGGGGGGAGGAUGUGUUACAUUUAGGUAAGUAUUUGUAAUACCACUAUGAUAUAAACCUCAGUUUAAAUGUAAUCAGCCAGUAAAUACAUGCAAAUGAUAGGAGUAUCAGCUUUCUCCCAGAUUUGUCAGGUUUUAUUCCUGGCUGUUUUCAAGUAAGGAGAGAAGGCUUGGAGAAUGUGAGGAAAGAGAAAGGUUGUUGAUAGAAAGGGGGACAAAAUUUGUAUACUUCACACCCGUGACCUGGGAAACAAAAAUUACGAAUUAAGAUAUUUAGUCAUACAAGUGUAAAAAUAGUUUGGGGUUCAUAAAGUUCUUGUUUUAUGUCUGUUUUGUUUUGUCAUUGUAAAUGAGGCAAGUUCCCUGGGAAUUUAACUGAGGUACUGCAGAAACAUUAGUUCCGUUCCCUGUUUUCAAUAUUGGUACAAUGUGUCAUGUUUUUCCUAAUGUGGUACAAGGAAACGAGGUACAAAAUACAGAAUCUCUUGCAUUUGAAAGAUUAGCCUAUAUAAAUGGAAUAUUUAAAAACCUAUAAAAAUGUCCAAUAGAAAUUGGUUUGACAAUUUGUCAAAAAGGGGGCAAAUAUUUUAUAAUCUAAAAUACUUAAUACCUAGCCAUCAGAGUUGCAUUUGAUGAAGAUUGUGUCAUGAUUACAUGAAGGAUCUGCUGAAAUGGUUGUAUGUUUGGAGACUACUAGAUGUAUAGGCUCAGUUUUGUUUUCUUUUUAAAAUUUUAUUUUUUUGGCCUAGCAUCUUCUUUGGGAAAUACAAGAGGGUUCGUGAGUCUGUGGCUUGAAAUCCAAAAAAGCCUGAUAUUUUCCUUAUUUCUCAUAAUACACAGGCAUAUGACCUAAGGUGGGUUAAUUGAAUGUGAAUAGGGAAUAGUGUUUUAGGAAGGAGUAAGAGAUUAGAAUUAGUGCCAGUGGCCUUCCUAUGCUCCACUGUGUUGCCAUCCCAAUGUCCAGGAGUGUUGGCCCUGUAACUAGGUUGUACCUUUGGCCAUGGAUCCAGCCAUCUGCUUUCCCUAGGUUUCCAAGCUUAUCUGGUAAUCAUCCAGGAAAUUUCUUUUUACCACUUAAGGACUUCAAAAACAGUUUCAGUUUUUGCCUGGUAACAAUCACUCUUUAGAGUUGUAAGAAAACUAUUAUCAGCCUAAGGAUGCUACAAGGCUGAUUUUUGAGAACUGCAGUUUUUGUUUGUUUGUUUUAAGUAGGGGCUCGAACUCAACAACCACAAGAUCAAGACCUGAGCUGAGAUCAAGGUCCGAUGCUUAACUGACUGAGCCACCCAGGUACCCCUGAGCACUGUAGUUUUCUAAGAGACAAUAAGCAGUUAGUGACUAAGCUCCAAGAGGGCAGAGACCACAUCUGAAUUGAUUACCAUUGUAUACCCAGCUCCUAGCUCAGUGCCCCAGCAAAUAUGUUCAGUAAAUAUUUUGAUUUUGACUUGAAUGAAUAAAAUAGUAAUAUUUAUAGGCCUCCCCAAUAUCUCUUUUAGAUUUUUGGAUGUGACUGCUUUUAGUGUGGGUUUUCCUUAGGAAGAAAGAGAAUUUCAAAAAUGACACUAAGGUUUUAAAUUCAGGUAAAUGGGAGGCUGUUUCUUCAUUAGCAGAAAUGAGAAGUCCGGAGGAAAGAGUGGAGGUUUCUGCUAUGGCUUUUACAUUCUCCUAACUACAGGUUAAAUAAGUUGUUACUCACCAGAUAGCUUCGUAUUUUGAAAAGCACAAUAGUCCCUCCUACUAGACUUUGGUAAAGCAAAAACAACUUACCUAACAACCUCAGACUGUCACUUGAACCUGUAUGAAGAAUGUUCUUUAGUUUUUUUAAUGGUUUUGCAUAUGUGAUUUAUUUAAACUUUCAAAACGAUUAGCAAACUUGUUAUUGCCCUGCUUUUGUCGUUUGUGACUCUGGGAGAAGCAAGGAAGUCAUUUCUCAGUGUUCUGAAUAUAUAAAAGACUGAAAUGCUAUUUUUCAUAAAGACUGAAGAAACUGUCAUUGUAAGAUCAAGUUAUGGAGAAGAUUGGCCAAACUCCAGCUAUCUCUUCUUGCAAUUAGAAGAUCUUAAACUGCUGCAAGUGGUGAAUGUGACAAAAACCUAAUCCGAAACCUUGCGACAGAUGAAGAUGGAAUGACAAAUUUGACUGUUUAGCUAUGGGAUUCUGAAGGUAGGCAAGACUCAAGAAAUAACUUCAAAGUGCUUAAAGAAAAGACUGUCUUUUCAAGGUAUCAAUGCAUAUUGAUUCAAAUGUCCUGAAUGCUUAUUCUACUGAUGUGCAUUUGGUUGCAGUAUUGAAUUGCAGUGUGAAAGAGACCUUUGCCAAUAAUUCUCGGGGGCAGUUACACAAUUUUUUUCUUAUGUCAUUUUAUGGAUUUUUUUGACACAGCUUUUGGCAUCACAGGAGGCACAACAUAGGCUUUUGGAUUUAUAAUGACCUGCACAUGCCCAGGAGGAGUGAGGUCUAUUUCUUUGUUCUGCUUCUAAAAGGAGAUAUCAUUUGGUCAUUUAGAUAACUUGCACUUUAGUGUUACUGGCCUUGAUAUUGAUGUUUGCCAAUUUUUUUUUUUUUUUUUAAGAUUUUUAUUUGACAGAGAA
Messenger RNA from Leptonychotes weddellii (Weddell seal), 5249 nucleotides. It is a transcript of the gene ZFAND1, whose product is annotated as zinc finger AN1-type containing 1. Gene Ontology annotation, biological process: cytoplasmic stress granule disassembly. The record is from RefSeq and is a predicted model, not a curated record. NCBI's taxonomy places the organism in Eukaryota, Metazoa, Chordata, Mammalia, Carnivora, Phocidae. Gene Ontology annotation, cellular component: cytoplasm; cytoplasmic stress granule. Gene Ontology annotation, molecular function: zinc ion binding.